Molecule: messenger RNA, 590 nt
Organism: Closterium sp. Naga37s-1
Lineage: Eukaryota; Viridiplantae; Streptophyta; Zygnematophyceae; Desmidiales; Closteriaceae
Source: the annotation of a GenBank genome assembly
AUGCCGCUAUCCGACGAGCACUGGCGGCGGUUCGGCCCGCUAGCGGCGGGCGCGCUGUUCGGUGCGGCGUGGUGGAUAUGGGUGGACGCCGUCGUCUGCAAUUCCUCCACCGUGCCCUUCCUGCACUACGUUCCAGGUACCGCCUCCCCCUGCUGCGCUACGUCCAAGGUACCGCCUCCCCCUGCCGCACUGCGUCCCAGGUACCGCCUCCCCCUGCCGCACUACGUCACAGCCCCUCUUCCCCCCUUCCUCUUUUGGGCCCCUACCCUCCGCGACCCUGGAGUUCCUUCCUUUUGCCCCUUCCACUUCUGUCCCCCACCCUCCGCACGCCUGGGGUUCAUGGCAGGCAUAUUCGCUACGGUGGCGGCGAUGAUGUUCAACGCCGUGCACCGCGAUGAGCUGCAUGACUACUCGCCCUACGACGACGGCGCCGGCUGCAGGUCGCGCACGUGGCUCUUUCUGGCGUACGUCAUCGCCUUUGCAUCGCUGGCGGGGGCGGCGGGGAUGCUCAUAAAGGACGCGUCGCCGCCCAGCACGUCCUCGUGGCCCGGCGCUGCAGGCGUCUUCCAGUGCGCCUUCAUCAUCGCAAG